Messenger RNA from Mesorhabditis belari, 1971 nucleotides. NCBI's taxonomy places the organism in Eukaryota, Metazoa, Nematoda, Chromadorea, Rhabditida, Rhabditidae. The record is from the annotation of a GenBank genome assembly.
AUGGAAAAACACUUCAUAGCGCUUUCCAUUCUCUCUUUGAUUUUUCUGAGUUCAGCAGAAAACUCUUCAAUUCUCACAUUGAAUGUGGAAAAAAACGAAAAUGGAACAAUUUCUCUAUUGAUAAAUUGGGAAAACGCGGAGAAUUUGACGAUUACGGGUUAUAAAAUUUUCUUCGCUCGAGUGCCAGAGUUUCGAAAAGAAGAAGUGGAAUGGUUUUCCGUAGAAUAUCUCUCAUCGAAGCCACAAUGCUUAUAUUUACUUGAUCCAUACAGUUAUCCAUCAAUCGCCUCAUUUUCCGUUGACUCGUUUGCGAUUCAGUUGAAAGCGGUCGGCUUUGUGAAUCAGGCGGCUCAGAAAGUCUCCCCAAUUGUCGUCAUUGGUGCCACAAAUGAGCCACAAACACCUGAUAUUCAUUUGCAAAUCACAAAUCACUCGAUUCUCGAGAAUGGAACGAUUGCCAUGAAUUUUAGCACAAAUUUUCGCCAACCGGAGCAGAUCUCACUCUUUUACAAAGAAACGCUUUUCAAUUCGACGUUUAAAGAAGAAAUUUCUGAGAAUUGGACUUUAAUCAAUUCAUUUUCAAUAAAUGGAAAACAAAUUAUUUUUGAUCUCCCGCCAAGUCGUGUUUAUGAAUUGAAAUUGUUUCUGAAAAAUUUCACCUCAAACAUUGUCACGAUACAGAUUCCAUCACCAGUAGCUGCUCCAAUCGUUCGAAUAGUUGAGGCACCAAUUUUGGAGUUGGAUCCCGACCCGAACAAACCCCUUUCUCUCUCGUGCAGAGCUCACAAUCCACCACCAGCAAAUUUCACAUGGUUUGUGAAUGACGAGCCAGUCCCUGCUGAUCAUUCUUUUUAUGUAGUGCAUACAGUACUUGGUGAAGUUGAUGGAGUGUCCACAAUAUCAGCAAAAGCCAGAAUCCGUUCCGAGAAUGUUUCUUGUAUGACGAUUGGAGCUGAAGGAGGAGUCGGUGUAGCGUCGGCAUUGAUCAAUAUUCGAGGACCUGGCUCUCCGCCAAGCAUGAUCACUCUUGUCGCUGAUGGAAAUGGUUGGUUCAAUGUUCAAUGGCAAGCACCAAUCUAUCCAAAUGGCGAAUUGAAAGGCUUUGUCUUGUACUAUACUCUUGUCAAAGAUCUACCGCUUAGCGAUUGGCGCAAAGUCGACUUCGGUGCAGAGGCUAACACCACAAGGAUCAACGCCGACGGUGGUGACCUCUUCAUUCGUCUUCAAGCCAUCUCAUCAUCGGGUCCUGGACUCAUCUCUGACGCAAUCCCAGCAGCUCAACAAGGAAGGCCAGAAAGAGCACCCGAGAACCCGCGCGUUGCAUUGAACGAGGCCAACAUCGCCAUCCUCACCUGGUCCAAACCUGCAACUCUUAUGCCAAUUGAAAAUUACCAAAUCUUCUAUACAAGAGAUCCCGCUACGGCAAACGCUCAAUACGAAGAAUGGCAUUCAAUUGAAGUGGACGGCAAUGUGACCAGCUAUAAAUUAGAUUCUCAAGCUGGUUUCAAUCCAAAAGCAGUAUAUCGAGUACGAGUGGCGGCGAAGAACUCACACGCAAUUGGGCCAGGAAGCAAGAUUGUUGAAUUUGAAACCGCUUAUAAUGAGCUUCCCAUUCCGACGGAUGUUUCAGUGGAAAUUGAUGACGAAAACACGAUAACAGUCAAUUUCACAGCUGUCAGAGAUCCCAAUGAUCAUUCGAAAAUCAUUGAGGAAUAUCGAGUCGAUCUUUCGCGCGGUGAGGACGCUUUGAAUGCGAGAUGGACGAGUUUCCAUUCAAAUCAACAACGAAAGAUUAUCGAUACGUCAAGUCAUAAAAUUUCAAUUGUAAUCAAUGGUUCAUUGUUACAGAAAAACUCGAAAUAUUGGAUACGGAUUCGAGCAAUUCUAUCGCGAAAGUCACAAAUGAUUCGUGGAACAUCGAAACCAAAACGUUUCUUUACGAGUGACAAACAAAAUUUUAUUUUAAGAUUU